Pipistrellus nathusii (Nathusius's pipistrelle) is the source of this 453-nucleotide messenger RNA. The record is from the annotation of a GenBank genome assembly. NCBI's taxonomy places the organism in Eukaryota, Metazoa, Chordata, Mammalia, Chiroptera, Vespertilionidae.
AUGGCCGUCCUCUCCAAGGAGUAUGGGUUCGUGGUCCUGACCGGGGCCGCCAGCUUCGUCCUGGUGAUGCACCUCGCCUUCAACGUCGCCAAGGCCCGCAAGAAGUACAAGGUGGAGUAUCCCACCAUGUACAGCACGGACCCUGAAAACGGGCACCUCUUCAACUGCAUCCAGCGAGCACACCAGAACACGUUGGAAGUGUACCCCCCCUUCUUAUUUUUCCUCGCUGUGGGGGGUGUGUACCACCCGCGAGUCGUCUCGGGCCUGGGCAUGGCCUGGAUCGUGGGACGCGUUCUCUAUGCCUACGGCUACUACACGGGGGAGCCCAGCAAACGGAACCGGGGGGCCCUGGGCUCCAUCGCCCUCCUCGGCCUGAUGGGCACCACUGUGUGCUCCGCCUUCCAGCACCUCGGAUGGGUGAAAACUGGCUUGGGGUCCAAGUGCUGCCACUAA